Messenger RNA from Chrysoperla carnea, 1004 nucleotides. RefSeq names its product homocysteine S-methyltransferase YbgG-like. The coding region runs from base 21 to 1004 and encodes 327 amino acids. Gene Ontology annotation, biological process: S-methylmethionine cycle. Lineage: Eukaryota; Metazoa; Arthropoda; Insecta; Neuroptera; Chrysopidae. Gene Ontology annotation, molecular function: zinc ion binding; S-adenosylmethionine-homocysteine S-methyltransferase activity. The record is from RefSeq and is a predicted model, not a curated record. The transcript has 6 exons.
AAGGAAAAAUAAUUUUAAAAAUGUCUGUUACAAAUGAUUUUCCUGUUAUUACAAUAAUAGAUGGUAGUGCUUCGAUGCAAAUAAGUAAACAUGGAGCUGUGAAUCCUGAUGGAGAUCCUUUAUGGACAUCUCGAUUCUUAGAAACAAAUCCUGAGAUAAUAAUACAAGCGCAUUUGGAUUUUUUAGAAGCUGGUUCGGACGUAAUUUCCACAUUUACCUAUCAAGCCAGCAUAGAAGGAUUCAUGCAACAUUUAAAUAAAACUGAGACUGGAAGUAUAAAUUUGAUUAAAGGUGCUGUAGACUUAGCUAGAACUGCAAUUGAAAAGUUUAAGGAAACUCAUCCAGAAUUAAAAAAUGUAGAGAUACGUAUAGCUGGAUCUGUUGGUCCGUAUGGAGCAUGUCUUCACGAUGGUUCAGAGUACACUGGAAAUUAUGAACAACAUGUUUCUAAAACUUUUCUAGCAACAUGGCAUGCAAAACGUAUUGACGCCUUAAUAGAUGCCGGUGUUGAUUUACUUGCAUUAGAAACCAUACCAUGUCUCAAAGAAGCCGAAACACUUGUAGAAUUAAUUAAAAACUAUCCGAAUAUAAAAGCCUGGCUAUCUUUUAGUUGUAAGGAUAACGUUUGUUUAAGUAAUGGUGAAAAUUUCCAAACAGCAGCAAAUUUUUGUUAUAAUUUGAAUCCAGAACAAUUGGUUGCUGUUGGUGUGAAUUGUUUAUCACCGAAAUUUGUAAACGAUUUAAUUUAUGGAAUCAACAAAAAUCGUGAAUCGAUUCCAAUACCACUAAUUGUUUAUCCGAAUAGUGGUGAAGAAUAUGAUGAACAAUAUGGAUGGACUGGGAAAAAUACUUGCCGUCCAAUUAGUGAAUACGUAAAAACAUGGCUAGAUAUGGGCGUAAAAUGGAUUGGAGGAUGUUGUCGUACAGAUGAUACAACAAUUAUGAAAAUACGACAAGAACUAAUCAAAUGGAAAGAAGAUAAACAAAAUCAAUUGAAUAUUUAA